Messenger RNA from Ricinus communis (castor bean), 784 nucleotides. Its product is annotated as trafficking protein particle complex subunit 2-like protein. The record is from RefSeq and is a predicted model, not a curated record. Bases 159 to 590 code for a protein of 143 amino acids. Gene Ontology annotation, biological process: endoplasmic reticulum to Golgi vesicle-mediated transport. Lineage: Eukaryota; Viridiplantae; Streptophyta; Magnoliopsida; Malpighiales; Euphorbiaceae. Gene Ontology annotation, cellular component: cytoplasm; nucleus; TRAPP complex. The transcript is spliced from 5 exons.
CUUUCUCUUCCCCUUCCCCCUCCCCCCCCCAAAAAUCGCCUCCCAUUCCACCUCUUCCUGCCGCUGUUGCUUCUCCUCCUUCCCCCUCCCUUACCGGCGACGCCAUCUUCUCCUCUUUCCUUGCUACAGAACAGAAAGAGGGAAAUAAGCUAGCAAAGAUGAUAGUGUCCGUCGCGGUCGUUGGGCAUCAGAACAAUCCACUUUACAUUCAGAGCUUCACAGAGGCCGAUGAUGCUCUUAAGCUCCAUCAGAUUGUUCACUGCUCCCUCGACGUUGUCGAUGAGCGAGUGAAUAAUCCCAAAAAAUCAGGGCCCACUCUCAAUGAGACAUUCCUUGGAUUGCUUUAUCCUACAGAAAAUUAUAAAGUGUAUGGCUACUUGACUAACACAAAGGUGAAGUUCAUCUUGGUCACAACAGAUUUAGAUGUCAGAGAUGCAGAUGUCAGAAAUUUCUUUCGGAGGUUCCAUGCUGCAUAUGUUGAUGCAGUUUCCAACCCGUUUCAUGUACCCGGCAAAAAGAUCACAUCAAAAACUUUUGCGGAGAGGGUAAGCAAUAUUGUCAAGUCAUUUGGAUUGAGCUCAGCUGGCUGAAUGUUGCCAUUGCAAAUCUAAACCUGUUAGCUUUCCUUAGGUGGAUGUCAAGUUUCUCUUUCCAUUACUUAAAAUCUCAUUUUCAGUUUUCUCCGUACAUGGUGACAUUGUAUCAUUUUAACACUUGCGGUCUAUAAGUUGUACCAAAGACAAAACAAGAGAUACAUUGGUUCCAAAUAGAUAUGGUUCUUUUA